Molecule: messenger RNA, 1170 nt
Organism: Phaethon lepturus (White-tailed tropicbird)
Lineage: Eukaryota; Metazoa; Chordata; Aves; Phaethontiformes; Phaethontidae
Product: conserved oligomeric Golgi complex subunit 6
Exons: 13
Biological process (GO): intra-Golgi vesicle-mediated transport
Cellular component (GO): COG complex
Source: RefSeq, a predicted model, not a curated record
AUGCCACGCACUUGUUCGUUCCCUCUAAAUCGUAGGGAGGAAAUGCUGGAAGCACUGAAGGCGCUCUCGACCUUUUUUGUCGAAAACAGUUUGCGCACCCGAAGAAAUUUGCGUGGAGACAUUGAACGACGAAGCUUAGCUAUAAAUGAAGAAUUUGUCCACAUAUUCAAGCAAGUUAAAGAGGAGCUUGAGAGUAUAAACGAAGAUGUGCAAGCGAUGAGCAGCUGCUGUGAAGAUAUGUCCAGUCGUUUGAAGGCAGCAAAGGAACAAACCCAGGACUUGAUAGUAAAAACCACAAAACUCCAGGCAGAAAAUCAGAGACUAGAAAUGAAAGCCCAAGUUGCAGAUGCAUUCAUAGCAAAAUUCCAACUGACACCGGAUGAAAUGAACCUCCUUCGAGGCACGAAAGAUGAGCCAAUUACUGAGGAUUUUUUCAAGGCUUUGGGAAGAGUAAAGCAAAUUCACGAUGAUGUCAAGAUUCUCCUCCGGACAAAUCAGCAACGGGCAGGCUUGGAAAUUAUGGAACAGAUGGCUUUACUGCAAGAGACUUCUUAUGAACGACUUUACAGAUGGACUCAAAAUGAAUGCAGGACUUUGACACAAGAAUCAUGUGACAUUUCACCAGUUCUUGCACAAGCCAUGGAAGCUUUACAAGAUAGACCUGUCCUGUAUAAGUACACGUUGGAUGAAUUUGGAACAGCUAGAAGGAGUGCUGUAGUCCGUGGCUUUAUAGAUGCUCUUACUAGAGGAGGUCUGGGAGGUACUCCCCGCCCUAUUGAAAUGCACUCCCACGAUCCUCUGAGGUACGUAGGAGACAUGCUGGCCUGGUUGCAUCAAGCUACAGCUUCUGAAAAAGAACACCUAGAAGCUAUGUUAAAGCUUGUAACUAUUCAAGGUGUGGAAGAAAAUAUACAAGAAGUAGUUGGGCACAUCACAGAAGGUGUCUGCAGGCCUCUGAAGGUUAGAAUUGAGCAGGUGAUUGUUGCCGAGCCAGGAGCAGUUUUACUGUACAAGAUUUCUAAUCUUCUCAAGUUCUACCACCAUACAAUCAGUGGUAUUGUAGGAAACAGUGCAGCUACACUGUUGACAACAAUUGAAGAAAUGCAUUUGUUGAGCAAGAAGAUAUUCUUUAAUAGUCUGAGUCUUCAUGCAAGUAAACUAAUGGACAAG